Sardina pilchardus (European sardine) is the source of this 2402-nucleotide messenger RNA. Its product is annotated as zinc-binding protein A33-like. The transcript has 6 exons. Gene Ontology annotation, molecular function: zinc ion binding; protein binding; ubiquitin protein ligase activity. Gene Ontology annotation, biological process: protein ubiquitination. The record is from RefSeq and is a predicted model, not a curated record. Bases 855 to 2402 code for a protein of 515 amino acids. NCBI's taxonomy places the organism in Eukaryota, Metazoa, Chordata, Actinopteri, Clupeiformes, Clupeidae. Gene Ontology annotation, cellular component: cytoplasm.
UGUACCUGCAACCUGUUGCAGUUCCGCUAGGGACGAUUGCGAGUAAGCGCAAAAACAAUGGGGGUCGAUGGGGCUGGACAGAAAAAUUAGACUGUUUCACCUGAUCGUCAUUGAAAAAUCGAAGAUUGGAUUUUAGUUUCUGCAAGCUCAAUAUGGAUUAUAGGUCGAAAGUUGAAUGAAAAAGUAAUCAUGGCCCUUUGGUUUCCUACAGGCUGUGUCGUUGUUGCCAUAACAUACUAGCAGUCUGCUAAUGAAUUUGUCAUUGACACGUUUGAAAGGCUUUUUAAAACAAUUAAGUGACUUAAAAAAUUUAAUACUCUGCCGUGUGCAUUUUCUCGAUCCCCCUUUCAAAUGCCAAAAUAUUUCCAGAGAAAAGUGGAUUUUAGGGGUACAACUCCAUUAACCUCCAUUCAUUCUGCACUUACUCGUGAGCGCCAUCAAGUGGAAGCAGAAGAGUAACUGUAACAGUUCAGAAACUGGAAAUUUACCCGAGAGUGGAGGUUCUCCCUUUAUUAGACAUUCUCUGGUUAUAUUUAGAGGUACACGUCUGGCUCACACUUGUGUUCUAACCAUUCACUUAAUUAACUGAUUGUAUUUGGCACACAUUUUAAUACCGGUGGAUCAGCUAAUUAGUGGAAUCACCUGUACUGUUCUACUUCAUACUUUGACACCUCUGUCUGCACCCUGCUGCUCUGGGGUCAGUUUCUAGUCUCUGGCAGCUGCACUUCACACACACAACUGGAACUUUCAACUGAUCUCCACUUGGUGGCAGCAGAGAUCAGGGAACUGGUCUGACAACUACUGCCAGCCAAUCAGAAUCCUUUCUUACCAUAGUCCCUCCCUCUGGCUGGCUCAUGUCGGAGCAGGAAGUGAACUUGAGCGAGACGUUGACUUUUUCCCUUCACUUGACACCCUUGUUUGGAUUGAGGAGAGACUUUUCGGUAAAGACACAAAUGGCUUCUAAACAAGAGGAUCUCACCUGUCCUGUGUGCUGUGACAUCUUCAAGGAUCCUGUCUUGUUGACCUGUGAUCACAAUAUCUGUAAACACUGUCUACAGCAGAUCUGGGAGAGCAAAGGUUACAGAGAAUGUCCCUACUGCAGCAGAAAGUGCUCAAAGGACUUGUAUCCUCUUAACAAGGCAUUGAGGAACCUGUGUGAGACCUUCUUACAGGGGAGUCAGAGAGCUUCAGCAGGGUCUGAGGUGCUCUGCAGUCUGCACAGUGAGCAACUCAAGCUCUUCUGUCUGGAUGAUAAACAGUCUGUGUGUUUGGUAUGUAGAGACUCCAAAACCCACACAGGCCAUAGAUUCCACCCUAUAGAUGAAGCAGUACUUGACUGUAAGGAGGAGCACACGAUCAGACUGCAGCUCUUACAGGAGAAGCUGAAGACUUUCGAGGAGGCUAAAGUGACAUGUGAUAAAACAGCAACACACAUCAAGACUCAGGCCCAUCACACAGAGAAGGAGAUCAAGAUGGAGUUUGAGAAGCUUCACCAGUUUCUAAAAGAUGAAGAGGCUGCCAGGAUAGCUGCACUGAGGGAGGAAGAGGAGCAGAAGAGUCAGAUGAUGAAGGAGAAGAUUGAGAAGAUGAGCAGAGAGAUCUCAUCCCUUGAAGACACAAUCAGAGCCAUAGAGGAGGAGAUGGGAGUUGAUAAUAUCACGUUACUGCAGAAUUACAAGAGCACAGUGGAAAGAGCCCAGUGCACACCGCAGGAUCCAGAGAGGGUUUCAGGAGCUCUGAUCAAUGUGGCAAAGCACCUGGGCAACCUGAAGUUCAGAGUUUGGGAGAAGAUGCAGGAGAUUGUUCAAUACACUCCUGUCACUCUGGAUCCCAACACUGCAAAGCCAAAUCUCAUCCUGUCUGAGGAUCUGACCAGUGUGAUAUGGGAUGAUGAGAGACAGCAGCUUCCUGAUAACCCAGAGAGGUUUGAUCACUUUGCCAGUGUCCUGGGCUCUGAGGGCUUUAACUCAGGGACUCACUGCUGGGAUGUGGAGGUUGGAGAGAACACAUUGUGGCAUGUGGGUGUGAUGGCAGAGUCUCUCCAGAGGAAGGGAGACUGCACCUCCGUGAGUGGAUGGUGGUGUGUUGGGUGUAAUGGUGAUGUACUUGGAGUAUGUUCUACACCACAGCAAUACACUGUCCUCACAGCGCAGCAGAAACUCCAGAGAAUCAGAGUGCAGUUGGACUGGGACAGAGGAGAGCUGUCAUUCUCUGACCCUGAUAACAACACACACCUACACACAAUCACACACACUUUCACUGAGAAAGUGUUUCCGUACUUUAAUGGCUGUCGGAUGUCUCCUCUUAGGAUCUUACCAGUGAAGGUUUCAGUAACAGUAGAGCAGCCCAGUCACACAGCAAAAAAUAGUUAUUUAAGUAUUAUUAAUUUUCUGUUGAGAUAA